AUGAAUUCCGAGUCAACAUCAUCAUCUCUUCAGCUUGCCCAGAGCCACAAAGAGGAAGGAAAUAAAUUCUUCAAAUUGAAAAAGUAUGAUCGAGCCAUUGAAGAAUACUCAAAGGCCAUUCAAUACGAUCCAAAUGGUGCUGUCUAUUAUUCCAAUCGUAGUGCCUGUUAUCAACAUGUUGGAGAGUACAGAGCAAUGAUCCGAGAUGCUCAACAAGCACUCCGAAUCGAUCCCACGUUAGCAAAGGCUUAUUUUCGACUUGCUAAAGGAUAUUCCGAAUUGAAUCAACAUUCAAAGGCUUACUCGGUAUUGUGCCGAGCUUUGAAUAUUCGUGAUGAUGAUCAUCAGGUUUUAAAUCAAUCAUCUACACAUUCCGUAACAAAUGAUCAACAAGAAUUCCUAUCUCUUCCUCAAGAGGAAAAAUCAAUUUUGGAAGGUGAAUUGAAAAAGUGUAUUCAAAAGUUGAAUGAGGAACAAUUGCAAUAUGAAAAAAAUCAAGAGUCACCUCUCAUUAAUCCAUUUUCAAAUUUAAAUUCAAACAUGAUUGCAUCUGCACGAAGAAUUGAAAUGGAAAUGAGAAAGGAAUAUUAUUUGAAUCAUUUCACACCAAGUAAGGAAGUGAAAGUGAAAAUUAUUGAACUGUUGGAUGAUAUUUUGAGACCUAUGAAAAAGGCUAUGAUGGAAUUUGCUGCUUCUCAGCAAGAGACAAAUAGCAAUGAAAACUCUGUAACUCACAAGAUCAUGAUUGGUGAUGAGGAGCAACAAAAGAUCAAUGAACAAAUGCAAAAGAGAUCUCUUCCUACCAGUCGAUUAAAUUGGAGAUUUCAAUGCAAGAAAAUUUGUGAACUUUUCGAUGGCAGAGAAGAAGAGCUCAAAAAGGAAGGUAUCCACAUAUUGACAGUGUGUGGAAUAUCAUUAACUUAUUUUGCUCGGCCUGAAAUCUCUUACAAGCUGGCAAAACAAUUGCUCAUUAAGAAUUCUACGAGAUUCAAUCACGAGCUGAAUAUUCAAGAGAGAGCUCAUACAUGGGUCAUGAUGGCUCAGUCCUAUUUAUUUUGGAAGGGAUUUCAAAAGAAUAACGUUGCAUCCGCAGCCCAGCCCUACACAUCGUACAAACCCUUGCAAUACCUCAGAAAUGCUCUUAAUUUAUUAGGACAAGUUGAAAAGGGUUCCAAUGAUAGUAAUGUGAAACACAUGUUAGCAUGGACCUAUAUUUCACUCAUUACGCAAAUGUGUCCUCAUGGUGAUGAAUUAUCGAUUUCCAAGACAGAUUUAGAAUCAUUGCUCAAUGACAUGUAUCAAUUACUCUUUAUUCUGGAUUCGUCCGAACAUUCGGAAGCAAGUCACACAAACACGGUCAUCCAGGAAGGGCUACGAUUUUGGUUCUCCUAUUUGCAACAUGUACCAGAGGCCUCUGAUCAAUUCCAAAGAUUAGUACUUCUCUCUGAUUCUGAAGUGACAGCACUCAGCGUGAAAUUAUUUAACGAGUUUCAUAGUGCAAACUUACCAUUGCCAAAAGUUUGUCUUGACAAAUUCUUUUUGUAUGCUCCUUCGGAGGGACUAACAUUACGUUCCAGUAUUGAGACAUUCAUAAGAAGCGUGAGAUUGGGAUUAAUUUCACUCACUGAAAAUAUGUAUAGCGAUUUGUUGAGUGGAAAUAGUUCUGGAGAGAGAGUUUCACAACCAAUGACAAGGGGAUUUUUACAACGUGAUUUGUAUCCUCUGUUUUAUGCAUUUGCAUUACAAAGUUUUCACUCAAGAUAUUGUUGCAAGAUGAGCGAAAAGGAGCAAGAAUUAUUACAAAGAUGUGAGCAGCGAUUCAAAUCUCUUGUCAAGUCUCUCAGUACUAUUACCACAAAAGCCAAUCUUUGUGACUCCUCAAUGGCUGAACUUCAUAAUUUAUUGGUCUUGAUCAGCAUGUAUCGCCCUAUUUAUGAAAUUGAAUGUGAAGGUACUGACUUGCAACAUGUUAUUCAGGUUUCACAUCGUGAUUAUCCAUAUCUAUUAAGCAAAUUACUGUAUCAUACUCUGAAAAUUCCAAAAAAGAUGGAAAAGAUAACUUCACAUUCGACCGAAAUCUUUUCUAAAGACACUUCUAAACGACAAUUAUUGAAUGAAUUUUAUGAAUCGCAAACCAUUCCUUUUGAUCACGAUUUUUACAUACCAAGUUCAAAUCUUAUUACCUCCACUUUGAAAAUUCACAAAGAAAUUGAAUGGAAUUAUCCAGAAUAUUGGCCAAAAGGAUUUGAUGAUAGCGAACAGAGCUUUGAAUUUUUACUCAUUGGAAGUGGAUUUACCGAAACUGAUAUUACAAAAGUUUUACAUCGCUCACAGCCAUGCGUGUUGACUUGUGUGGAGUUGGGAAGCGAUUCAAAUUAUUUAUUCUGUAAAGAAGUGUUUAAAAACGAAAUUGGAAAGAGACUUCACAUGAUUCGAUUGAACCACAUCAAUGAUUUAACACAAGUUUUGUCAAACAAUAAUCCAGAAACUCAAAGGAAACCAUUUGAUUAUAUUUCGAUCAAUAUGGAGGCUUUGGGAAGCCAAAAAAGCUCUCUCACAUCACUCCUUUCAUCAUCAAAAUUGAUUCGAGAGGGAUCUAUUGUACGAUUUUCACUUCCUUCAAUUUAUCAAGUGAAAAUGGUUAAAAAUAUAAGAGAUUUUUUGUAUCAACAUUUACGACAAGUAUUUGAAAGAGAUGAUUAUGAUGGAAUUCCCACUCUAAAAAGAGCUCCAUCUCGAAGUGAUUUAUUACUUGCUCGUGAAUUGUUGAGAAAGGAGAAACCAUUCUCUGAUUUUAUUUGUAAGAUUUCAGAGUUUUACAAUCUGAAUGCAUUUUGUGACUUGAUAUUUUCACCACUCAUUGAGGAGUUUUCAGUGCGUGUAUCUGUUGCUGAAAAUGUCGACUCGAACAAAGGUGAUAGUUUUGGUUCUGGUUUUACAUUUGAAAGCAUGUCACAAUUACUUGAAAAGGAGUUGGGGCUUCGUGUGAUCGGACUUGUGACCAGCUCGAUGCCAUUCCACAGCAUUACAGGAGAGUAUCUUGAGGAGACAAAAGAUUUCAAAUUGAAGAAUUGGAAAUUAAUGGAUGCAUUUGCGGCAAAAAGAAUUGAGUUUUUCCAAGCCCCAAUUCAAGUGUUGUGUGAAAUUCCUGUUAAGAAAGUAGAGGUGGACAAGAAAAAGGAUCCCCUUGGAUUGAAAAAGUACUUGCGUAAAUAUACUUCCAAGUAG
Messenger RNA from Naegleria fowleri, 3228 nucleotides. RefSeq lists its product as uncharacterized. The transcript has a single exon. The coding region runs from base 1 to 3228 and encodes 1075 amino acids. Lineage: Eukaryota; Heterolobosea; Eutetramitea; Acrasida; Naegleriidae. Gene Ontology annotation, molecular function: molecular adaptor activity; protein binding. Gene Ontology annotation, biological process: post-translational protein targeting to endoplasmic reticulum membrane. The record is from RefSeq and is a predicted model, not a curated record. Gene Ontology annotation, cellular component: TRC complex; membrane.